Caenorhabditis bovis is the source of this 1014-nucleotide messenger RNA. The record is from the annotation of a GenBank genome assembly. NCBI's taxonomy places the organism in Eukaryota, Metazoa, Nematoda, Chromadorea, Rhabditida, Rhabditidae.
AUGACUGAUCGUUCAAUUCCCCUUCGAAUUCCGAGGGUCUCAAUAUCAAAAGCCUCCAGUCCUCUGUCAGCUUGGAGAUAUGAAUCUCCAUUCACUGAUCAAACCAGUCCCAGCUAUAUUGUGGAUCAUUUGAACACAAGACGACUCACGGAAAUCGAUCCAUACCUUUCGUUAAGAAGUCCACGACUUGAUUAUUCUGCGAUGCCAUCUCAUGUCACUUACAAUUCGGUGCCACUUCGAAUUCGAACCGCAUUCUCCCCAACCAAAAGCGGGCGCGAUUUUGCUUCGAAUUACCCAGUGACUGCACAAAUCUGCGGUUUGACACCUCCAAGAAUUGCAGAUCCAGCUGAAAUUCAAGAAGAAUUAACCACAAAUAGUGAAUCUGACGAUUCGCCAAAAAGUAAUCACGAUGUCGACAGACUAGCAUUAUUCAACAAUUCGUCGUUGUCAUAUCAGCGAAUUUGUUUUUUAAUUUCUCGAUAUCCCGCUGUCGCACUGUGUCUGGUUUCGAUGUGGAUGAUGUGGGGCAGAGGUCUCGAAUUGAAUUCUGUUAACAAAAAUGAGCAUAUAGCUCAUAUUCUAGCAUUUACGACAAGUGUAUUUGUGCUCUCGUGUCAAGUCUUGCUGUCGGCAUCGCAUCACAACUCGUACAAAACUGCGAAGCUGCUUUCGAAUUUCUACCAUUUCGCAAAUAUCACCACGAUAAUGAUAAGUAUAACUGCCAUCGUGUUCAGUGCGAUUUCAUUCAGCAAUGUCAAAAGUGUCAACCGCGAAAAAGAUAUAUGCCGACAAAUGGAUAUCAAUUAUACAGGAAAUCCUGACGGCGAAUGCUUUUCUCCAUACGAACGCACCGUCUUCCUCUCGAUUAUAAUCGGCUCAGCAUCGCUGAUCAUCGUUCUUUUUGUGUUUAGCAUUGGUUAUGGAGUUGUUGGCCAGGCGCUAAUGAAGAAUAAGCGGCAAACGCAGUUCAAAAUGUACGCGGCCGCGCAAGACAACGCCGAAUUCCGCUACUAA